ACCAGCAUCCAUCAAAACACGAACACACAUUUACAGCAGCACCGCGGAGUUCUGUCUUUUUUCAAUUUUGGUUUCUCAAAAAUGGCAUCAAUUCGUUGAACCGACGGUAGAUAAUCGACAGUGAAGAAUUUGACGACGGUCAAGUGUGAUUUUUAGUAGUGAGCAAGAGAUUUCGCAAAAACUUCAGUGCACUGUCGCAUGGCUCGGCAGUGUAGGGACUUCUUUAUGUGCUAAAAAGGUUUCACAUCAUUCCACCCGGGGGCGUGGAAUUUGCGUAAUUUGUGGUCCGAAUUCACGUCCGAAGAUAACAAAUACGAAUCCCGUCACCGUGAAAGUGUGCACGAAGAUCUAACAAGCAAAUUACCAGUUAAAAUUCGAACCAGCCUGCUGCUAGCGAAUGGAUUGAUCCGGCAGUGCCAAGAAGAAGGCGAAGGAAAAAAAGCUGAUUUUUAUCGAUCGCUCGAGUUUUGUUUUCUUAUUCUUUUGGGAGUGCAGCAGCACCUGCCAGAUUUGCAACGGUGUGGACCAUUGAGAAAUCGGUGCUCUAGCCAGUGCCGCUGGGGUUGUGAGCCCCGUGUCAAACGAUAGAUCGGGCGCGAGUGUAAACAUUCUGCAGUAUAAUACGAGAGUCUAGAGUCGAAAAAAAAUCUAUCAAUCGCACAAGUGGGGCAUUAUUUCGGUGUGUAUGCAAAUUGUGUCAUGUAGUGAGGUGCUUCGGUAGCAUGUGCUUCGAAAAAUUGAUAUAAGUUCCCAAUGCCAGUCUGGUCAUUUGAAGAAAGGUACACAGAAGUAGACCUCUGGAUGUAAAUCGCAGAUUUCCGGCUGAGAAAUUCAAGUCGAAGUCUGAUUUUGACGAUAUUUCCGAAUACGGAACAGGCAGCGGUUCAUACGCGUAUGCAAACAGCUACAGCUACCAUCACCGCAACUACUACUACUACUACAACAUCAACUACUACUACUGCUGCUGCUGCUGUUGCUGCUACAGUACCAACAAUCACAAUAAUUCCGAACAGCAUCACCAUCAACAUCACCGUUUUCCUCCACCUACCCAGCCGGUGAGGAACAAAACAAAAGUGACCCACCAACUACUUGGCUGGGUACCAUCUUCGAUCGUGUCAACCCCCGUUGGUCAACUGGAAGAGCUGUUGCUUGAAUCGGUUACGACGACGACGACGACGACGGCGACCAGAGGCAGGUCCAUUUGGUGUGCUGCAGCGUCCGGUUUGCAGACGACGGACAGAGCGCAUCCCUGAGUCUGAUGCCGGACACAGUCCAUUGUCUUGUGAUUUACCCGUUCCAUUUCGUUGCAUCUGUGUUUAAUUUGCCUGUUGAUCUUCGGUUGCAUUUCGAUUGUAUUGUGAUAUGCCUAAAGUAAGCCAGUAGUGUUUCAGAGAGAAAGAGUGGUGAAGAUAAAAUUUUUCAGUGUCGGGUUUACAUAGCAGAUAUAUGUAAAGGUAGCUCCACACGGAAAAACGAAUAGUCAUUACCGGUUGUGUCCUGUGGUGAAGGUCAGUGAACCGUUUCCGUCUAGCCCGUGGUGUAACCGGUUGAAACUGGCCAACUGACCCAAUCAAAUACAGGACAACACAACCACAUCUAAACAAACACACAAAAUACCGUGACGACGCACACGUGUCUUCGUGUGCAGCUCGACGCUUCGGAAGCGACAGCACGAUGGACAGCCCGGGCGCUGUCGGAAGGCGUCGCGGAAAUUCGCGGAUCAAUGCCGAAGAUCAGGCACUCGAUCAGAUCGCCAAGGAGGCGGAAGCACGACUGGCAGCGCGACGGCAGGCACGUGCGGAAGCUCGUGAAAUCCGUAUGCGAGAGUUGGAGCGACAGCAGAAAGAACUGGAACAGAAUGCCGACCGCGUGUUCGAUCUUCAGCAGCAAUCCGUUGGUCUGUCGGCUACGGAUAGCUCGCUGGGACCACGGGCGACACGACUGACCGUCAACAGCAGCGCGGUACGGGGCAGUUCGCUUUCGUCCCGGAGAAGCAGUGAAGAUUCCCUGGAGGAAGAAGGACGAAGUUUACGGGACCUACGGCAUGAGCUGAAGGAUGUGGAAGAACGUUUCCGCAAGGCGAUGGUCGCCAACGCCCAGCUAGAUAACGAACGUGCCUCCCAAAGCUACCAAAUUCAGCUGCUGAAAGACAAGCUCGAAGAGAUGGAAGAAUCGCACGCCCAGCUGCAGCGAGAACACAAGGAGAAAUGCCGUGAUCACGAUGCCUUGAAACGAGCCAACGACAAGCUGUCCGAAGAGUUGAAACUGGUGCAGGGUCAGCUCCAGGAACGGGACACACUGAUCGAGGAACAGGGCCUAGUGAUCGUGACCGUGGAAAACGAGGACGGCUCCGAUGCGCGACGCGCACUAGUCACAGUAGAGAACGCACAAUUGUUAGGAUCCGUACAGGGUUCGUUAGAUGUAAGGUUGAAGAGGUUCGCAGAGGAGAAACUAGAACUACAAAACGAAGUUCAGAUGCUACAGCAACAAUUAAAAGACUUUAAGACCAAGGGCCGGAAGUACAGUGCCCUCAACGGGGCAUUGGACGAUGACGAUUACGAAGAUGCACAAAGAGAAGCCAACAAACUAAUCACCGAUUACAAAUACAAACUGCAGAAAGCAGAGCAGGAAAUUGCCAACCUGCAGGCCAGUCUGGCUCGUUCCGAAACGCAGGUGAUUCGAUACAAGAGUACCGCCGAAGCGGCAGAAAAGGCUGAAAGUGAUCUUAAAAUCGAAAGGAGAAAGCUCCAACGAGAGAACCGUGAGGCGAUGGACCGACUGGAGGAGGUAGAAACCUGCAACAAUCACUUGCUGAAGCGGCUGGACAAGCUGAAGAACGCGAAAAGUGCCCUUCUGAAAGACCUCUGAUAGACCUGGGACCGGUCUGAACCCCAAACCAACCCAUCAUUAUUGUUAUCAUCAAAAUCAAAACCGUCUCAUACUGUUUUUUUUUUCUUGUAUUCGGGCUUUCAAUGUGUUUACCAGUAGUAGUGGCUAACGGUCUAACGGUCAGUGGACUUGUUUUCGGUCGGCAGCCGGUCGUGCUAAAUCACCGUCAUCCAAAUCCUGUAUUUAUUGUGUAAAUUUUUAAAAGCAUGCUAUUUUUUUUUAUAAAAGGUUCAAGUUGCCUUCGAGUUUACCUAAUUGAUUUUAACGGCUUCACCCAAUACAACCUGUUAGUUUAGCUAGUGUUUGACCUGGGCGGAAAGUUAGUCCAAGAUACGAAAUCCGCGGAUUGCAUAGUAGAAAGUUGUGUAAUGAUUAUUACUAAGUUAUUGACUUUGCUCGUGAAUCGUGAAGAAAAAAUAAAAGCUUAGAACUUGCACUUACCAGUUAGUAGGCUUGUAUAGCAAAUUGAAGAGAUCAUAAGUUCUCGUUUUUUUUUGUAAUUAAUUGAAACUAUUAACUAUAUAUUUAACAGAGUAGUGUAAAUUGAACCACAGAGAUUAGGAACUUCUAGGGCAGAUCAUAUGAAACGCUGUAUAUCUAAAGGGAAAAUAGGUAUAAUUUGUGGGAGGAAACAUUUUAAAUAUUUAAUUUAUUGAAAACUAUAGCUUUUAGGAAAGAGUUGCGGUAAAUCGAGCAAAAGUUUCUAGAUCGAGAUUCUAGUGAAGAGCCAACGUUAAAAAAUAGCUAAACAAACGAUAGACGAUUUUUUCCAUGCAGAACAACAAUAGUACGAACAGCUGAUUUGUGUUGAAUCCAUUUAUUCCUUUAUAUUAGUGUUGGUAAAGUAAUAUGAAAACAAAAUUGGUCGUUAGCUCGAUCGAUUGUUUAUGAAGAAUGAAACAACAAAUCGAGGGACUCAUUCAUUUGCCCCCUACGCCCAUACCUCCAUGGUUCCUGCGUUAUGAUAAUGUCUUUCCCCAAUCUGAUCGCCCCUUCCUAAUUUGUUAUCUACUUUGUAAAGCAGCCAACAUUCAUCGUAGCAUAUUAUCACUUUUACUGUGCGAUCUCAGCUGAGCUCACACAAAUAAACUUCUUACAUACUCUUGAACUGCCAUAUUUUUGUAAUGCUUUUUUUUGUUUUUGUCGAUCGAUUCAAGCUGGCGCGGAUGUUUUCUCUUUGCCAGGACGAGUUAUUUUGUACAUUUUUUUAGAUCGGAGUCAGAUUUUCUUCCUGUGAAAUUAUUUAGCACUCAACACGCUUGUUGCUUUUGUUCAAUCCUUAAUCUAAGCGUAUGGGAAAAACACAAUAUAAAAUUAAGACAAAAUAGAACAAAACAAAUGCUAAAAGAAAACGGAAAAGUUUACUACUGGAGCAAAAGCAAACACACUAUAACAUAAAAACGCGUUAAUACUAGUUGUAAGUGAGAAGUGUUCUGAUGUCUUUCCUUGGGCGAAAAAUCCGAAUGAAAACCUAUAACGUAAUUGUAUACAGCAAAGCGGGAGCGUUUAGAGUACCGAACGCGCUGACAAGACAGCAAAGAAAGUACGAGUGUAAUAACAGAAUGCAACCCAGGAGUAAUAUAAAGAAAAAUAUAUGAUUAACUACAACA
This is a messenger RNA of Malaya genurostris, 4499 nucleotides long. RefSeq names its product leucine-rich repeat flightless-interacting protein 2. The transcript has 7 exons. Gene Ontology annotation, biological process: regulation of DNA-templated transcription. Lineage: Eukaryota; Metazoa; Arthropoda; Insecta; Diptera; Culicidae. The record is from RefSeq and is a predicted model, not a curated record. The coding region runs from base 1675 to 2868 and encodes 397 amino acids.